Messenger RNA from Erythranthe guttata (spotted monkey flower), 2369 nucleotides. The record is from RefSeq and is a predicted model, not a curated record. Lineage: Eukaryota; Viridiplantae; Streptophyta; Magnoliopsida; Lamiales; Phrymaceae.
ACAUUUCUUGUUUAAAUACAAUGUCGUUAUAAUUGACAUUGAUUUUCUCUUUCUUCUUUAAUUUCAAGCUCCAUCACAAUUUCAUUUCAAGAAAGUUGGAAGCCUCAAUAUCAUGAUGAUUAUAUAUUUUUUGGUGUUCUAUAGGUGUUAUCCCGUUCGAGAUUGAGAAUCUUCAGAACAUGACUGAAUUUGCCAUUGAUCGAAACCAGAUUAGUGGCACAAUUCCCCUCAGUAUCUUCAAUAUUUCUUCUCUCCAACUUUUACGACUACAUCACAAUCAUCUGUACGGAAACCUUCCAAAAGAUAUCGGGAAUCUUACAAAGCUCAACGAACUGGAUAUCUCAGUCAACAAUUUAACAGGUAAGACUUGUGUUAGAAUUAUUUCGUGUGGUUUACCGCGAGAAAUUGGCAAAAUUUACCAACUGGAAGUAUUACAAUUGUACUCCAACUCCUUCACUGGUUUUAUUCCAUUAGAACUCUUUAACAUGUCAAAUCUUAUAGAUGUUGAUCUUUCAGAAAAUAGUCUGUCAGGCAGUCUUCCAACUAAUUUAGGUCAUGGAUUAUCCGUUCUUCAGACAUUUUAUCUCCAUACAAACUACCUCACUGGAACAAUACCCGAUUCCAUCACUAAUUGUUCUAAACUCAGAAUUCUCCAACUCGCUUUAAACCAGUUCACUGGUUUUGUACCUCAUUUUCUGGGUAACCUAAGACACCUUGAAUAUAUAACCCUAGCCGUCAACUAUCUAAGGACCGAAUCAACUUCUUCGGAAUUGAGCUUCAUAACUUCCUUGACGAAUUGCAGAUCAUUAAGAGUGCUCGCAAUUGGUGAUAAUCCUUUAGGUGGCAUCCUUCCAGCUUCCAUUGGGAAUUUCUCUACCUCGCUGCAAAAUCGCAAAUUUAAGCAACCUUGUGAAACUUUCUUUAUACAUGAACGGGUUGUCUGCCAAAAUAAUUUUUUCGGUCCAAUACCUGAAUGUUUAGGAAAUAUCACAUCUUUAAGAGAUCUGUCUCUAGAAUCUAACAUGCUGACUUCAAGCAUACCAUCAAGCAUAUGGCGCCUCAGGGAUUUGAUGUAUUUAGAUUUCUCGUCAAAUUCUUUGAUUGGAUUUCUACCUCCAGAAAUAGGUAAUUUAUUGAAAACAAUUCUGAUCAAUCUAUCAAUGAACCAGUUUUCAGAGUCUAUUCCAAGCACAAUCGAAAAUUUAAUAUCUUUGAAUGCUCUGUCUUUGGCACAUAAUCUACUUGAAGGUUUUAUUCCCGAUUCAGUGGGGAGGAUGAUCAGUUUGAUAAGUAUAGACUUGUCUUACAAUAGCCUCUCCGGCUCAAUCCCAAAGUCUUUUGAAAAACUUCAAUACCUCGACUACCUUAAUGUCUCUUUUAAUGCUCUAAGAGGAGAAAUUCCCACUGGGGGUCCUUUCGUAAACUUCACUAUCGAGUCUUUUAAGGGGAAUGAUGAAUUAUGUGGAAUUCCAAGGUUUAAUGUACCACUUUGCCACCAUAAUGUUUUCAAACACAGGUCAAGGAUGAAAAAAAUGCGCUUAACUUUAUUUAUUGCUAGUGGAAUUGUUGCAUUGAUCUUGCUUCUCUCUUUGGCCUUCAUUUCCGUAAGAUACAAAAGAAAACAUAAGGCAAUCAAUGGAAUUGACGGGCUCGUUCCCGCUCUACCAGAAAGAAUUUCGUAUUACGAACUCUUACAAGCAACUGAACACUUUAGUGAGACGAAUUUAAUAGGCAUGGGGGGUUUUGGUUCCGUGUACAAAGCCGUUCGAAGAGAUGGGAGGAUUUCCGCUGUCAAGGUCUUUAAUUCGCUAUCGGAAGCUGCGUGUAUAAGCUUCGUAGUCGAAUGUGAAGUAUUGCGCAACAUUCGUCACAGAAAUCUUACCAAAGUCAUUAGCAGUUGCUCUAACGAGGAUUUCAAGGCACUAGUACUUGAAUACAUGCCAAAUGGAAACCUCAAAAAAUGGGUAUAUUCCCACAACUAUUGCUUGGAUCUCAUGCAAAGAUUGAACAUAAUGAUCGAUGUUGCAUGUGCGUUAGAAUAUCUUCACCAUGGCUAUUCGAUUCUCAUUGUUCAUUGCGAUUUGAAGCCAAGCAAUGUGUUGUUAGAUGAAGAGAUGGUUGCCCAUGUGAGUGAUUUCGGGAUAGCAAAAUUGUUGGGCGAAGGUGAGAGCACUAUGCACACCAACACCCUAGCAACAAUGGGAUACAUUGCACCAGAAUAUGGUUUGGAAGGGCUAGUAUCGACAAGGUGUGAUGUUUAUAGCUAUGGAGUGAUGUGUUGUGCGGAAUCUUCUGGUGAUAGAAUAGACAUGAAAGAAGUUCUAACCGAGCUGCAGAAAAUCAAAUGUCGAUUUUCGCGCAGGGAUUAG